CUGAAGCCAAGGAUACCAGCAGAGCCAACAUUUGCUUCAAGUUCCUGGGCCUGCUGACAGCGUGCAGGAUGCUGAUGGAACCUGGCAGAGGCUGCUGUGCUCUGGCCAUCCUGCUGGCAGUUGUGGGCAUCCAGUCUGGUGGAUGCAUGAACAUCACCAGCUCAGCUUCCCAGGAGGGAGCCAGAUUAAACUUAAUCUGUACUGUGUGGCAUAAGAAAGAAGAGGCUGAGGGGUUUAUAGUGUUUCUGUGCAAGGACAGGUCUGGAAACUGUUCUCCUGAGACCAGUCUGCAACAGCUGAGACUUAAAAGGGAUCCUGGGAUAGAUGGUGUUGGUGAAAUAUCAUCUCAGCUGGUGUUCACCAUAAGCCAAGUCACACCGUCGGACGGUGGGACCUACCAGUGUUGUGCCAGAAGCCAGAAGUCAGAUAUCCGCCUUCAGGGCCAUUUUUUCUCCAUUCUAGUCACAGAGACAGGGAACUACACAGUGACGGGAUCCAAACGACGACACCAUCUUGAAUUCGGCCAUAGUGAAGGCACUCUCAGUUCAGGCUUCCUACAAGAAAAGGUCUGGGUGAUGCUGGUCACCAGCCUGGUGGCCCUUCAAGCUUUGUAAGCCAUGUGCCAAAAGAAACUUUUUAAAAAGCUACAGCAAGAUAAGUCUGACUCUGGCUUAGUAUCUUUCUCAUUACAAUAGGCACAGAGAAGCCAGCAAUGGAGCACAGCGGGAGAGAUGCGAAUAUGCCAAGAAUCUGUGGAAACACAAGCUGGGGCAAAUCAGUGUGCACCUUGACUUUCCCCCCUCACUGUCAGAGCAAACUUGCCUUCUGCCCUCCUAAGCUCCAGUAAAUAAAAUAGCUUUCACAAAGUGGCUGGUAUACUGUUCUCAAAUACUGGAUAAAUAUAUGCUUUUUUGUACCCCAGAACAACUUUUCCUCCUUCCUCAUCAACACGGUAAAAUAAGUCAAGUCAAACAAAAGAACACCAAAUGUGGGGGGAAGAAAUUUUUAUUUAACACUGUAAAGGAAAAAGAGAGAAAACAAGCAAAGAUACGUAGGACGGAAAGGAAGACAGCCAGAUCCAGUGACUGACUUGGUAUGAAAAUGAGGAAAUGCAGACAGACCUUGACGUUCAACAGCAUCCACACAGCACUGCUGGAGGAAGAGGAAGAUUUGUGCAGACCAGGCGCACCACAGACUACAACUGUCCAGCUUCAAUAAAUGCUUGUUAACCUCUUUGGUCAUUUCUCUUUUUAAAUAAACGCCCAUCACAGUA
Molecule: messenger RNA, 1273 nt
Organism: Cebus imitator (Panamanian white-faced capuchin)
Lineage: Eukaryota; Metazoa; Chordata; Mammalia; Primates; Cebidae
Gene: CD160
Product: CD160 molecule
Exons: 4
Coding region: 69-614 (181 amino acids)
Biological process (GO): regulation of adaptive immune response
Cellular component (GO): plasma membrane
Molecular function (GO): transmembrane signaling receptor activity
Source: RefSeq, a predicted model, not a curated record